Mycena indigotica is the source of this 588-nucleotide messenger RNA. RefSeq lists its product as uncharacterized. Gene Ontology annotation, cellular component: 90S preribosome; preribosome, small subunit precursor; nucleolus. The coding region runs from base 10 to 588 and encodes 192 amino acids. The transcript is spliced from 4 exons. Gene Ontology annotation, biological process: maturation of SSU-rRNA from tricistronic rRNA transcript (SSU-rRNA, 5.8S rRNA, LSU-rRNA). The record is from RefSeq and is a predicted model, not a curated record. NCBI's taxonomy places the organism in Eukaryota, Fungi, Basidiomycota, Agaricomycetes, Agaricales, Mycenaceae.
CAAACCACCAUGCCCAAAGCGCCCAAGAACCCCGUCAGGCUGUCGAAACGAGGCUUUGCCGUCCAGGAUAAUGCGGUAGAGCACGUCGAUGUCGGCAGUGCUGUCCAAGAGUCGGCAGACGACGUUCUGCAAGCGAUGGACGAAGACUCGAGCCAGCCUGUGUUGAAGAAGAAGGAAAAGCAACAGAUGAAGCGCGAUUCCCUCCGCCGCAGACUGGAGACCACCGCUGCUUCGCCGUAUUCCAAGUCCCACGAGCGACGGAUGAAGCGCAAGGCACGUGAGCAGCUGGCGGGGGCCACCAUGGGCGACAUCCAGGCUGCGCUAGUGGCAGUAGAUCAGGACAGCGAUGUCGAGCCAGUCCCGGUCGGGGUCACUGACAAUGCAACCCCAAAGGUGAAGCGUAAACUCAAGCCAGGACAAAUUGGGGAAGGCAAGGGUGCUACGCUCUCCAAGAGUCAACGCCAGAAAGUGCUACAAGCAGAGCGCUUGAGGCACCCACAAAUCUUGAAGAACAGCGAGUUCGCGUCAAAUCCUUUCCAAACGAUCCGAACCCACGCACAAAAUACGCUGUUGAGACACGAAGCGUGA